This is a messenger RNA of Acanthaster planci (crown-of-thorns starfish), 4689 nucleotides long. It is a transcript of the gene slc35d1, whose product is annotated as solute carrier family 35 member D1. Lineage: Eukaryota; Metazoa; Echinodermata; Asteroidea; Valvatida; Acanthasteridae. The record is from RefSeq and is a predicted model, not a curated record.
CGACACGGAGGCAACGCGCACGACCAACAUGGCGGAUCAGGUGGGGCAUAUCAGAGUUGCCCGUGUUCUGUCCGCUCUGUUUUAUGGGUUGACAUCGUUCACGCUCGUCAUGGUGAACAAAAGUGUUCUGACAACAUACAAGUUUCCCUCUUUCCAGUUCCUGGGUGUGGGACAGAUGAUUGCCACUAUCCUGAUCCUUUAUGUGGGCAAAAAGUUACACAUCCUGACCUUCCCAGACUGGAGCAGACAAAUUAUCAUCAGGAUAUGGCCACUUCCUCUGAUCUACAUUGGGAAUCUCUGUUUUGGACUUGGAAGCACAAAGAGAUUAAACUUGCCAAUGUUCACAGUGCUGCGACGAUUCUCAAUUUUAUUUACCAUGAUAGGGGAGUACCUUGUAUUAGGACAGAAAGCCUCCCUGAGGGUACAGAUAGUAGUCUGCACCAUGAUUCUUGGUGCAUUUGUCGCAGCCAGUGGGGAUUUGGCAUUCGACGGCUUAGGAUAUUUCUACAUCCUCAUGAAUGACUUUUUUACCGCUGCAAAUGGGGUAUUCAUAAAGAAAAAGCUAGACUCAAAGGAAUUGGGAAAGUACGGCCUUUUGUAUUACAACGCCGUCUUCAUGGUUCUUCCAGCCCUUGGUAUCUGCUACUACUCUGGUGAUAUAGACAAAGUGCAGGACUAUCCAUUGUGGAACGAUCCCAGCUUUGUUGUACAGUUUAUCUUGUCUUCCGUAAUAGGGUUUCUGUUAAUUUAUUCUGUGGUAUUAUGUACAUCAUACAACUCGGCUUUGACUACCACAAUUGUUGGCUGUGUGAAGAAUGUAAUGAUAACCUACAUCGGCAUGGUUUUCGGAGGAGAUUACAUUUUCAGCUUAAUCAACUUCAUCGGGCUGAACAUAAGUGUUGCCGGAAGUGUGGUCUACUCCUAUUUUACGUUUGUUGAUAAACAAGCACCCCCAAAGACAACGUCGGGAGAUCAAGGAGCUGGUAAAUCUGAAAAGGACGUCCGUGAAGACACUGAGACUGUCCAGGUGCAGAUGUCAAACAGAGGGGAACCACCAACCCCUGUAGAGAAUUAUACCAAGAAUGGGAGUGCAGAGCAAUAGCCACUGCUGAUCCAGGAGCUCAACAAGAACCUCUGCCCCCCCCCCCCGACAGCGGUUGGGGAUCUUUUAAGGCUUUGAAGAGACCUCUACGUCCCCGAAAAUAAACGCUUCUAUUGGAUAUAGUCACACUGAGCUGUGCAUCCACUUCUGUGGUCUUCUGCGACGAAGACACUCAGACAAUGAGAAGUUAGAUAAACUUGAAGCCUGGUUGAAUGACCAGUGGGAACAGCUUUUAGCCUGGUUGAAUGACCAGUGGGAACAGCUUGUACACCACAAAGACAGUGUUUGAGGGUUGGAAAAAACCUCUAGUACAGAAUAAUUCAAGAAUAGUUGGAUUCUUUCUCUCAAAGUCACUUUUAAAUUGUUGAAAACAUUAGUCAUUACUUUCGUGAAUGUGUUGAUUUUUAGGACGGAGUUGAUUGGAAAUGUUUAAAUUCAUCCAGUUGGAGAAAUGACAUAGUGAAGAUGUGAAACACAUUGAAGUAUGCUCCCUGAAGCGAGUUUUGCUGAUGCAAAAAGUCCUGAAUAUAUAAAUAAGUUGUAAAUUCAGAUCAAUGGGUAGUUAAGGUGACCACGGGUUCAGUUUGGGGAAUUCAUCAAACCUUUUUGAGAAACGACAGCCACAGCUGGAGAGCGUGAAGGUUCAAAAGCUAAAUGUGAAAGAGGUCAUCCAAAGACAGCAUAUUUCUGAUGUUUGCGGCUAUAUUAUUUUAAGAGGCCUCUCCGAAAGUGUGUGGGGGAUCCCUCCUCAUCCAUUCAUCCUCCAAUUUUAAUAUGAUUUUACAUACAUCCUUGGGGGUUAGAGUCAAGCCUGAAAUGUGGUGCUGCAUGGCUUAGUGCAUUGUGCUCCAUUGCGAGAAACCAUCAAGCUGCAUGUUGCAUGCCGAAUGAAAAUAUCACAUGCUUUGAUCUUGAAGCUACUAAUGCAGCACUCCAUGUCAGAUUUUUAGUUUCACAAUCCUUUGAGUUUUUCAUUAAUCCUAUCAAGUUCUCUGUUGAUUAUUGUAACAGUGCGCUUGUGCACAAACCUUUUCUUCUCUUUCAAAAUCUACCUGAUAUUUUAAGAUAAUUAGUCAGGGUUUAGGAUAGGUGACACUGGCGGAUCCUGGUGGCCAUUGAACUUAAGGCCAUUGAAAUAAACUUUUAACAUCCACACUAAGGCUGGCUCAAUUUGAAAAUGUCCUAAACUGGCGUGAUUGCUUCCGACUAGUGAUUCCAUCCAGGAAUUGUUCUUGGGUAGUGGAAGUAUUUGAAUCCUUGUUGAAAGUUGGUCGUCUGAAUAAGUGCCGGCCAUGCAGCCUUCUGGAUUGGUGUGAACUGUCGUGCCUAAACUGGUCAAUGUUGGUUUCAAAAGUUCAUAGCCAGAGGAACACCCAGGGAGGUACAUGUAGUCUAUUUGCUGUUUUGUAGAGUUUCUUGACAGUUUGGAUUUUAUAAGCGGUGUCUUUUUUUAAAGAUCAGGUCAUGUAUUGUGAUCUGUGAGCCAGUGUGAUACUUUGAGGUAAGGCAGUUAGAAAUUUCAACACCUGGCAUCACGUCCAAAGGAGCACGUUAAGUGUGCAUAAGUCAGCAUGUGAUAGGGUCCAAUCUGACUUGUGCGGUGGUCAUUACAAAUGAUCCACGGCACGCUCCAGCCUCCAUACCAUGCAAACAUUGCUGGAAUAUCAAAGAGGCUCGCUCUACCCAAUCGGCAGGAGUUGAAAUUGCCCGUUUUUGUAAUAUAAUCUUUUAAGUGAUUAGCAUCAACACAUGCAAGUUGCUUUUGUUUCCCAUAAAUUUGUUUAUGAAAGAUCUACCAACAAAUCGUGUUUUUUUUUAUAUUUGACGUGUGUGAUGCAUCUGUUGAAAAGUAUAUUUUAAAGUUUCCGUUUGAUUUUUAAAGUUGCUGCAACUACUGUGAUAUUCAAGUACCUCAUCAGGGGUGUUAUUUUGUUUUGGUAAAUUUACUUCACUUCUGCUACGAGCUUCAAUGUAAUAGAGUACCGUCAUUUCAUGUACAAGUACGACAUGACACUGGCCAUACUGUUAGCAUAAAUCUUUUGUUUUCAUUUAUUUGAGAGACUCCAUGUGAACUUUAAAAAUGAGUCCACUACAUGUGGUACAUCAUUAUGAAAGUUUCAAUAAAAGUAACUGUACAUUAAGAAAUGGUCUCGUUUUGGUGUUCAAAUGUGUCGCUAGAUUAAAAUCAUAAGUAAACUAUCUUACUGUAUAUGUGACAAGUGAGGAGUGUACAUAAUUUCUUAUUUACAUUUGUUAACAUAAUUACAAUUCUUGUCCAAUUGAAAUAACUGUAGAGUUCAUUAGCCCGCCACCUGUCAAAUCGAAAUUCUAGAUAUAUGGGGGGUUUCUAAGCUUUACUUCAUUACAGCAUAGGCCUUUGUACCGAUGAGGUUACUAUUCAUUCACGUGUACUGUACAUUUCUCUCUAGAACUUCAAAUCUGUUAUCUCCUGUUGCCCAUAGGAAAGCAUGCAUGGAAACAAAGUGUACCAUCAGUACAGAGGCCUACUAUUAAGGCAAGGGUUUCACUCCAGUGUUCUAAAGAGCCACAGAGGGUAUAUUUUUGGGGGUGGGGGGGAGUCCAACUGAUCGCCCUGAGUUUACCACAAACGAAACUAUGGCUGUAUCCAAAUUACUUGGCUGUGGCCUGAAAUUAUGCACGAGUCGAUGGUAGCGGCUGAAGCCAGUUCCCAUAGAGUUGUGUGUAAUUUUAAGCCAUAGCCGAGUAAUUCGGACGCAGCCUAUGUAAGGUUUGACUUGCAAAGCACACCUGCACACUGCAUGUAAACUGCGCGAGAGAAAGAAUCGAGACAGAACUUGAGGAGUCUGAAGAUUAUGAGGUUUGGGGUAUGGAGGGUUAACCCUAACCCUCCUCAAUCCUACACCUGUUGGAGGACUGAGGAGUGUUAGGGUUAAUGCAUAAGAAGUGGCAGGUCCUUCAGAACUUUGCAAAACUGACCUGAUGGAGAAAAGAAAUCGCUACCAAUUUGGAUUUAAAAACUGCAUGAAACAAAGCUACAACAAAUGGAAACCAACCAAAACCUUCACAAAUAAGAGCUCUUCAAGUUGCAGAAAAUUGAAGAAACUCUUUGCACAGUGAAAAUACACUGCAAUUUCCCCCAUGUUCAUUUUCAACCUCUUGGAACACGAUUGAACAACAACCUUGGUCAACCACUGGUCAAUUUUUGCAUGGUGCCCAGUAUAUACAUGUAUUUUGUACACGGUAUACCAGGGAAACUACUCAGUGGUAGACCACGGGCAAUUGCUCCAACUUGCACUGACGUACUAAGUUACUGGAUUUUCAGAACCAACAGUGAAUAGCUUAAACUCAUUCUUCGGCGCGGUACAGAUUAAUACAUAAAUCUAAUGCAUGCUUAUGAAUUUCAUCCAUUUCACUUGAUGAACGCAAAGUGAAAGUGGUGUAUUUCAUUAACAAGUAAAACAAAACGGAAAGCAAGACAAUACACGCCUGCGUGCGCAUUUCGUUAUCCGGCUGCAGCAUUGAGUGAUGGGGCUAUUUCAAAAGCAUAGAAAACUGAGAUUUCUACGGCACUGGCAAAGCAAAGUUUUCUAAGGAAAAAAAAAAAA